This is a messenger RNA of Tremella mesenterica DSM 1558, 750 nucleotides long. RefSeq lists its product as uncharacterized. The transcript is spliced from 3 exons. The record is from RefSeq and is a predicted model, not a curated record. Bases 53 to 574 code for a protein of 173 amino acids. NCBI's taxonomy places the organism in Eukaryota, Fungi, Basidiomycota, Tremellomycetes, Tremellales, Tremellaceae.
CAUCGCUUAUAUCCAAGCUACACCUCUCACUCCACCAGUCAGCAAGCGUGCCAUGGACGAACUGGAAGAGAGGGCUUCAUCUCCGGUUACCGAUAUCAGUUGGGCUCAUUGGGAUAGUAAUCUCUACCAAUUCGUCCUAUCCUCUGACCCUACUCUGGCCACACCAUUCACCAUCCUCUCAGACUCCACCGAUCAGAUGGUCGGGUUUCCUUUCACCGGUGGUACCUUGAACAUGUGUUUGUUUUCUUAUUCGGUAGCUUCUGGCUCUAUGGAUACUUCACCUUCAACGGCUGUAGUGUUUGACGGAUGCUAUCCAGCGGACUCCACCGUUGAUGACUCAUGGGGAAGUGGUGUUCAAGUGCCUAUAUGGAACACACCCAGUGCUUUCCCAGGACCAGCCAGUAUCAAUUAUCACAACGCCGAUCAUACCGAUUCCAAUCCCACUUUCUGGAUGUUCGAUAGCACUCAGGGUUCACAUCUCCUCGGAGCCGCCAUGGCGUAUACUGAUUUCGGUACACCUUACUCCGACAAGGAUUGGCAACCAAUGUCUCUACAGUGGGUGUUGGAAACAUGAGAGGACGUAGGGCGGGAAGGUACGGCGAGGAGAUUAUGAGGGUAUGGCGGGGAAUUAGAUGGACAUAAUCUUCGAACUGUGUAUAAAUGGGAAGUGAUGAUUGGACAAUGGACAAUGGACGAUGGACAUUGGGGCCUUUGGGCAUACAUGAUGGGAAACAUGAAUGAUCUUUCAGU